AUGACUGCCCCAGCAACCCAAUACGAUGCCUUGGUUCUCGGAUCCGGCCCAGCAGGCCUAUCCAUUGCCCUGGGCCUCAGCCGCGUUCGCAGGCGUGCCGCUAUCUUCACGAAGCCCAACGGUGCAGGCUUCAGGAACGAGGGCGCCGCUGAAAUGCACAAUGUCAUAUCCCGCGACCGGACACCACCAGCAGAAUUCCGCAGCGUCGCAACAAAGCAAAUCAGGAACUACGGCACCGUGGACUUCAUCGAGGCGGAAAUCGUGGAUAUACAACAGACGACCGGUGAAAAUGGGGCCCCGGGGACGUUUGAGGUUGUUGCCGAAAAUGGCCGCAGCUGGACUGGGCGGAAGUUGGCGCUGGCUAUGGGGUCUGUCGAGGUGUUUCCGGAUAUCGAGGGAUACCGUGAGAACUGGCCUCACAAUAUAUUCCAGUGUUUCUUCUGUGAUGGCUAUGAAAGGUCCCAUCUCCCAGGUGGUGUGCUCGGUUUCCCCAACCCUGCGUAUGCCCAUCUCGCACAGAUGUUGAAUCUCCUCGUUACCCCCAGCUCAGGCCCAGCGACUGUCUUCAGCGAUGGCCCCGUUCCGGAUAACGAGGCGAUGCAGGCGGCGCUGGAAAAAGUCAGGGCACUGAACUUCAAUGUUGAAACUGGGAAGAUCAUCCGCUUGGUCCCUGCCGUCGAGCCUGACGUGGGCGUUACCGUCGUUGUGGAAGGCGGAAAGGAGUACAAGCUGGGAUAUUUGGGACACAAGCCAUACACCGUCUUGGCUGGCAAGGAUGUGAUCACGAAACUUGGGGUCGAGACUGAGGAUAAUCCCGUCAUGGGCGAAAGUAUCAAGACAGUCGAUCCGUUGGGCUCGACCAAUAUCAAGGGUGUCUUUGUUGCUGGUGACGCGGGCACUCCUAUGAAAGCUGUUGCUAAUGCAUGUGGCAGUGGAGCCACUGUCGCGGCUGGCAUUGUGCAGCAGUUGAUCACUGAGGAUAUGGAGGUUGUUUUGGCAAGCAAGAAGUCUUCAUGA
Molecule: messenger RNA, 1017 nt
Organism: Penicillium arizonense
Lineage: Eukaryota; Fungi; Ascomycota; Eurotiomycetes; Eurotiales; Aspergillaceae
Gene: gliT
Product: thioredoxin reductase gliT
Exons: 3
Coding region: 1-1017 (338 amino acids)
Molecular function (GO): oxidoreductase activity
Source: RefSeq, a predicted model, not a curated record